CCUCACAAUACACGGUGGUCGCACAAUACACAUAGGCCUCAUAAUACACUGGUCAAAAUCUGAAGCAAGGCAGUGUUGCAUUGUAAACAUACCUGUCUGCCUCGCUCGACACAUCAACAGCGUUAAUUUGUAUGCAACUUAUAUCAGAACAAAGGAACAGUCUAAUAAUAUAUAUGACUGUGAAAACGUAUUUAGGACAUUACUACACUACUUUCUAAACCACAAGUGGUACUUUGUGU
Molecule: messenger RNA, 239 nt
Organism: Candidula unifasciata
Lineage: Eukaryota; Metazoa; Mollusca; Gastropoda; Stylommatophora; Geomitridae
Source: the annotation of a GenBank genome assembly